Messenger RNA from Bursaphelenchus okinawaensis, 1577 nucleotides. The record is from the annotation of a GenBank genome assembly. Lineage: Eukaryota; Metazoa; Nematoda; Chromadorea; Rhabditida; Aphelenchoididae.
AUGGAGAAGUACUGGUUUGACCCCGCUGGCUAUGAAAGUCUCUACAACUGCAGCAUGUAUUCGACUGAGAAAUGGCAUAGUUUUGGGUACCCUAAUAAGUUUGUUGGGGCGUUUUACACCUUUAUUGGCAUCAUUUAUGAGAUACUUUACUUUCCGUGUUUAUACACGAUGUCAUCGCCUAAAUUCUUGAGGUUUUCUUGCUACAAAAUCAUGUUCUUCUUGGGUAAGUUAUUAUGUUAUAUAGCAUAUUACAAUACUAUUUAGUAUAUCACAAAAUUCUAUACUAAGUACUGUAUUAGACUUAAUCGUACUACAGUAAGAAAAACAACGUUGCUAUUAGUGGCUUCUGCUGUAUAAGUAUGGCAGGCUUUUGUAAUUGUAAUAGUAAUAUAACGGAAAGGCUUUGGUUGAGAAAUGAUUUUAGGCAUAAUAGACAUGGCUUGUAUAAGUAUCAACUCAAUUAUGGCUGGUUACUUUGCUUGGCAUGGUAAUGUUUUCUGUGAUUAUCCCAAGAUCAUGUACAUAAGUGGCAGUAUUUCUGUUGGUAGGUUGAUUACCCUACCCUACUGUACCCUACCCUAUCCUACUCUACCAUACCCUACCCUAUCCUCCCUACCCUACUGUAACCUACCGUACACUACCUAAUCUCAUUAACUUCAGGUCUAUGGUGCACUGCCUGUAUGUCAUGCAUGAUCCUUGCUUGUAAUCGAUGCUGUGACAUUCUAAUGCCCGAAUGGAUGGAGUACUUGUUUCAAGGAUGGAAGGCAUACCUAUGGUUAUUUGCCCCAUCGAUUUAUGGUUUGUAUUUUGUCUUUUUUACACCGCCAGUAAUAUUCACAUCAAUAUACGACGGUGCUUUCUUCGACCCAUUUGUUGGAAUGCCUGUGUCUGAUAAGGAGAGAGUAAGUUUGGUAUGUUAUUGUGGCUUUAUGGGCUUGUUGUCGUCACUAAUAUAUUAACUAUUCGUAUCAAAUGUACUAGGUUGUUCAAAUAAUUCUGUGCUUCUUCUCAGAGCAAAUUUUGGAGGUUAAGGGGCUUAGAUAUAUUUUAACAACCUAAUAUAUCAACUUUUAUAGUACACAAGUUGGCCCCAUACCAUGAACAACGUAACUGUCAUCAUAGUGCUAUGUAUCGCCUAUACAAGCAUUUGUGUCUUCGUAUGUAAAAAGAGUCAGACUAUAAAUGGCCAUACGACAAGCGGAUUGAGCUCUUUCAAUGCUCUUCAGAAGUCUGUAAGUUUACAAUUUACAAAAUCAGGUUAGAAUCGAACAUAUCACAGUAUUUUUAUGAUUAAGCUUUUUAUAUAAUUCUGUGCUCCCUCUCAAAUUGUUAAUGGAGCACAUAAUUAUGUGAACAACUUGUUAUCUAUUAUGGUCUUUACAAAAAAUAAGAUCUAACAUAACAAAAAAGUUUUAAAUUAAAAUGUAUGUACUUUGCAGCUGAUAGCACAAGCCACUCUUAUAUGCACCUUGAUUUUGUCCGCCGCCACAGUAUAUGUUCUAAUGCAGUUUAUCGAACUAUCAGGGUAUAUGGUUAUUGUAGGACAAAUUAGUUGGCAGUCGAGUCAUGGCAAGUAA